Zeugodacus cucurbitae (melon fly) is the source of this 6334-nucleotide messenger RNA. RefSeq names its product N-alpha-acetyltransferase 30A (gene Naa30A). Gene Ontology annotation, biological process: N-terminal peptidyl-methionine acetylation. Gene Ontology annotation, cellular component: NatC complex. NCBI's taxonomy places the organism in Eukaryota, Metazoa, Arthropoda, Insecta, Diptera, Tephritidae. The transcript has 6 exons. The record is from RefSeq and is a predicted model, not a curated record. Gene Ontology annotation, molecular function: protein-N-terminal amino-acid acetyltransferase activity. Bases 615 to 2063 code for a protein of 482 amino acids.
UUUUGUUAUGUGGCAACGUAGAAGUUGUCUUUCACGUUCAACUCGCGAGGAAAGUGAAAAUUUCAAAGAACUCACGAAAAACUCAAAUUGAUAGUAAUUUUUAUCAAGAAAUUUUACAUAAUUGUUUUAGGGGCUUGUUAAGAAUAUAUUUGUAACCUGAUUGGAAUGCGAGAGUAAAAUUUGUGAGCGGUCGGUUAGAUCUAGGAAGGUGCUGGAUGUGAUUGACAGAAAGCAGGGCAAGGCAGGGGAUAGACAUUAGUAAUAAAAGGUGAAGAAGAUAUUGUCAAAGACGGGUGACUUCGGUAACUCAGUGUACUUGGGCCGAACUGAAAGAGGAAGAUUAACCAUUGGAGGAUAUGAAGUUAGUUUUGAUGAGCAAUUAUAAAAUAUAGACGACAAAUUUAUUAAUUCGAGCAAAUUUUAGGCAAGACAAAGUACAAAAAAUCAAAGCAGGAAGUGUCAAACAAGUGCUGUGUGGUUGACGACACGAAGAAGUGCUAAACAACAGGGCUACAACAAAUACCAAAUAAGGCCAGGACAAAGAAUAUUGUAAUUUUAAGAGCUUAACAUUUUGUUUUGUACAAGAAUUGCGUGCUUGUUCACAAAUAAAAGCAAUGGAUAAUACCGCGAGUGCCAUUGUUGAACAGCAAAAAUUAGCAACAUCACAAAAAUCAAAGAAAAGGCAGAAGAGUAAAAAAGCAAAUGGCAAGGGUCCUGCUGGUAGUCCACCAAAUGAACACUUGACAGAUGUUGCGAAGGACAUUGAGCAAGUUGUGAAAGUUAGUGAUGCAUCAGUCACAGCGAACGGGCUUUCAGAAAUCUUAGAACAACAUUUACAUAUUACAGGAGAUGGUCUACAAAUAAACGGUACUAUCGGCAAGUGCAGCAGUCAUAAUGCGCAAAAUGGGCAUCAUACACCCGUAACCGAUAUUACAAAGCACAGCACGGCGUCGGCAAUUGUAAAAACUCCACAACAACUGGCAUCUUUGCAAGAUUCAACAGCCUCUGGUGCUUCGAAAAAAUCAAAAAGUAAAAACAACAAGCAAAAGAACAAAGAAGCUAAUUUAGAAUAUGAAAAUAAUGUGACAACACAGACAAGUCAUAACAGCAAUGGCGCGUCAGCAGCGCAAACUUGUACAAGUCCAACGGAAACAAAGGCAGUCGAUAUGGCGCAAUUGAAAAAUGGUUUCCAUAAUUUCGUUAAUGAACAGGAUGAAGCGUUGCGUUGUAAAGAAACACAGCAACAAUGCGCAGUCAGUGAAAAUACCAACUCACAAACAGAACUAACUAAACAAACAACCAACAAUACUGAACCGAAUAUAUUAAACGCAGCAGCGGCGAGAGGAGUUGCGAAAACUGCAACGGUAUCAAUGUCUGACACCUGCCCACACGACAAACUACAGUCCACAACAACAGUGGCACAACAAAGUACUAUAACUGCUAACCCUCCCACUGCAAUACACAAUACAAACAACACUGCCAAGCAGGAUGCAGACAAUGCGCAGCAAACUGAACAAACUAACACUAAGGAAGCGGCGUUAAACGAGUCAGGCGAGACAAUGCCUCCUGCACUGGCCGUCGGCACAACCAAAUUGGAUUUGAGUAAUGUGCAUAUUGAGUAUAAGGAAUAUGAAUCGGAGUUGCAAAUGCAUGAUAUUAUGCGUUUAAUACAAGCCGAAUUAUCGGAGCCUUACUCGAUUUACACGUAUCGCUAUUUCAUAUACAAUUGGCCGAAAUUAUGUUUCCUGGCAGCGCAUGGCAAUGAGUAUAUUGGUGCCAUAGUAUGUAAACUUGAUAUGCACAGGAAUGUGAGGCGUGGCUACAUAGCAAUGUUGGCGGUGCGUAAGGAAUAUAGGAAACUGAAGAUUGGCACAACGUUGGUGCAAAAAGCAAUUGAGGCGAUGCUUGCCGAUAAUGCUGAUGAAGUUGUGUUGGAAACCGAAAUGCGUAAUGUGCCCGCUCUGCGUUUAUAUGAGAAUUUGGGUUUUGUACGUGAUAAACGCUUGUUUCGCUACUACUUGAAUGGUGUCGAUGCGUUGCGUUUAAAAUUAUGGUUUAGAUGAGAUUGUGUUUAGUUGAAUUUCAUUGCCACAUUGCAUGCACACAAUAUAAAUACAUAUAUAUUGAAUUAUAUUAUAAUAAUUUGUAUGCGAAGAAAAAAAGAAAAUUCGGUUGAGACGUUCUUCUUCACUUCUCACAUACAUACGUUCAUAUUUAAUUGCAAAAAAAAAGCAAAAAGAAAGCAAACUAACGUAAACAAUUAAGAAAAUCAGAAAAAUUAUAUGAAAUAUUAUCAACAAAUAGUUUGUUUCUAUUAUUAUUAUUAAUUUUUUUUUAUAGAAAUGUCUACUAAACAAUUUAUGUAAGCGCAGAGCGACAAGUGUGCCGAUUGUAUGCGUGAUUUUAUGGCUAAAAUUACAAACGCUUAAAUGCUAAACUAAACAUUUAAUGGUUUUUCGUCUUGUAGCCUUUAAUUAUAGCGUUUUUAGUUUGAAAGUAAAAAAAAACGGUUGAGUUAUUAUUAAGUUUUAUUUUAAAUUUUGUUUCUGGUGUAUGAUUAUCAGUUAGCAGGCAUAUUCAUCAUAUAAAACGAAUUGUUUGUUCACGGCGUGUUAAGUGACUAGUUUAAUUUAUUUAAAAUUCAUUUGCAGCUGAGCUUUUAAACUUAAUUUGUAUAUUUUUAAUUUAUAAAGUUAAAUCGCGCUUUUGUAACGGGUUUUUGUUUGUUUUCCUUUUAAACGCUCUGUUAUUUUGUACUUUAAGUUUUAUUAUUUCAUUUGCAGUCGCUAUAAAAUGUCAAGCACUACUUAAAAGCUGGUUUUGUAAAUAAAAAAACAACAACAAACGUGAGACAAGUUUUAUGACUUAAUUGAUGUUUCUACAUUUUAUAAAUAAAUAAAUAUAUUUAUUUUCGUGCUAAUAUUUUAUAAAAAAAAAACAUUAUUUUUGAGUUAAACUAAUGUUGUAUACUUUUAGGCGUUUAUUUUGUAAUUAGACCGAAGUAAACGCGGGGUCUGUACAUAUUUGCGUAUACAUUUGUAAUUAAAUAUAAAAAAAUUACAAACAAUUUAAACUUAUGCUAAAUAAAACACUAAUAAAUAAAUAAAGUGAAAUUAAAUAUAAACUGCAACAAUAUUAAUUAAAAAUUUAGUUGGCAUAAUGAGCUAUUUAAUUAAACAAGUAUAUAUGUAUGUAAAGUUAAGAAAUCAUACAUAAAUAGAAGUAACUACAAUUUGAGUAGCUACUAGAUAUAAAUAAUGAGAAAUUGUAUGUAAAUAUAUAAUUUUAAAUUUAUAUUAAUUUAUUAGCGACAUUUUGCGAAGUCUGCAUAUAACAUUUGUAAAUAACAAAGCAAAAACUAAAAAUUCACGCAAAAUCAUGUCUAACAUACGCCUUCUGCAAAGGCUUUGUAUAUACAUACACAUAUAUGUAUGCUUCAUUCAACAAAAUACAAAAAAAAAAAAACACAUAAACACACGUACAAAUGGUGUAACACAUAAUGCAAAAUAAAAAAUCAAUUACAAUUUUAAUUUUUUAAUUUUUAUUAACAAAAAGUUGAAAUGUCAAAUUUAAUUUAUCAACAAAUUGUUCUCAUUAAAAUGCAUAUAUGCAUUUCAAGAAAUUUACAGUUAUUUUCUUGCUUUGUUAUCGAUUAUUACUUAUCGGCGCUCAAUAUUGCAUAUCCCUAUUUAAGCGGCCAUUUUGAAGGAAGUAAAUUGUGCAAGGCGGCGGUUAAAAUGUGUACAUUUCUUGCGAAAUCUUAUAAGUUUAUGAAUUUUAAAGUUUCAAAUGUGCUUUUUGUAUAAGUCAAUGCGCUAUAACGUAUACAGCAUGCGAUAAUGUUGAACUUAUAAAAAAUCACUUAUUAAAGCGUGAAAAAUUGCAAUUUGCAACAAUACGCCGGGACGCUUACCUCUCAAUUGGUGUAAUGACUUUUAAAAGAGUUUUGUUAAAGCUGCACAAUUAAAUUCUAUAACAAUUUAACUUAAUAAACAUUUCCUAUAUAAGUUAUUGUUAAUUGAAGACUAAAAGAAAAGAAAAAAAGAGAAAAAAAUCAUUGAGCCCCCAUUCUAAUGUACUAAUGCGAUAGAAGCGACUCAUUUACACACAUACAUAUGUAUGCAUGUACGUCCAAACGUUUACAGUACGUUUGCUGGUUAGAAAAAGGUUGAGUGUAUUCAAAUAAGAAAAAUAUCAAAUUGGUGAAAUAUAAUAGCGUGUGUGAAAAGCGUAAAAGUGAAAAAUUGGAAAAUUCUUUCUAUAAGUGACUAAUACAAGUUGAAUUUAGUAAAUAAUUAAUAUGUAAGAUAAACUUUUAUAGCAAUGUAAAAUAAGUUGGCAUUAGUAAAUAAUUGAGCAUUAUUAAAAAUGAAAUAAAAUCAUAUAUAGUGUCAUGUGUAUGUAUUAAAUAUCAAGAUAAAUGUGCAUGUAUGUGUAUAUAAAUAAAAAAGCUAAAUAUUAAAUGCAAUAAAUGCAAUAAGUGUAUGAAAAGAAAUGUUGAUAAUAAUAAUAAAUCAUGCAAUGAUUACAAAAAUUUAAAGUCUAAAAUGCAAUUUCAUGUUUUCGCUGCACUAACAUUUAACAAUGAAAAAUUUACUAUUUGUAGAACAUUUUGAUACAAAGUAACAACUUUUAUUUAUGAUUUGAAGCAGAAAAACUGCUUACAAGAAUUGAAAGUCCCAUGCAGUUCAACGUACAAUGCGAUUGAUUGCGCUAAGAGAAAUACAUACUUGUGUAGAGAAAUUUCGGAAAGCUGUCAAUAAAUAAGAAGCAGCAAUAAAAAAAUGUGAAUAAUGAUGUAGUCCUGAAACCACCGUGACAUAAAUGGCUCGAUGGAGAUGGGCGCUGUUAUGCAAGUAGACUCAUAUUGCGCACUUCAAUGUUGUUGAGGCGGCAAAUAGCUAGCGCCGGGUGUUGAAACCGGUGGCAAGUACGCUGAGUCCGGUUCAUUUAUAUGCCCAGCUGCUGCAGCGCCGCCUUGCAGCACAGCAUGCGAUUGAUAUUCAUAACCAGGUGAUGUGGGUGGCAAAUAUUGUGCAGCCGGACCGGAUACCUCAUAACUAGUGCCCAACAGGGUGGAUGGCUUAAAGGGCGCUCUACCCGAGUGUUCGCUGUGACCGACACUAUUGCCAGACGAAAUAAAAUUGCUCUGCAAAGCAUGCGGUUUGCUGGCGCUAAAACUAAAAUGACCCAAUCCUUUGUGGCCCACCGCAUAGGCAGGUGUUUCGUCAGCGCUGCCAUGAUAAGAGUUGCCACCUGCAUCAGCAGCGCCGCCAUGAUAAGAGGCUACCGCCGGUCCAGCUGGUACGCCAUAACUAGUCGAUGGUAUGCUGGGCGCACUAUGCGACGCAUACUCUUGAUUGCUAUAACCGUCUUGAUUGUUGAACGUAAUCGUUGCACCGCCACCACUACUACCGCCAUGAGCAAAUUGAGCGCCAUGAGCGCUGUUGCCCAAUGCAAAGGCGGCGCCGUUGAUACCACUAUGGCCGUUAUAACUGUAACCUUGUUGUGGAUUGUAAGUAACUGAGUGGCCGCCCAGAUUAGCGCUCGAGUGACCGCUAAAUGCUGCACCAGCGCUGGAGUGAGCGCCAGCAAACGCGGACCCAUGCGCGCCACCAAAACCACUACCCGCCGUUGAGUGCGAUGAACUGCCAAAAGUGGGCGCAUACUGAUAGCCAACGCUGCCGAAAUUGCCGUGCGCACCGCCAAAACCACUGCCAUGAUUGACGCUGCUAUGUAUACCGCCGCUGCUGCUGCUGCUGCCAACUGCACCAUGCGUUAAAGUUUGUGCGGGUAAUAUCAAAGUUUGUACAUGUGGACGCGCUUUCGUUUGAUACUUAUAGUGGCCGCCGCCGCUGCUAAUGCCACUAUGACCCAGCAAUGCUGCGCCAGCGCUGGAGUAGUGUGACGCCGCGCCGCUGCUAUAACGAUAGCCACCACCAGCACUGUGGCUUGCGCUGCCAUGACCAGUAUAGUGAUGACUGCCGCUACUUCCACCACUGCUGUGUACGCUGUGCGCAGGCUCGGUUUGCACAAUGUAUGUCUCAAUUUUAGGUGCGCUCGCGUGCGCAUAAUCAUAACCUAAGCCAGCGCUGCCGCUUGCACCAAAACUGGCCGCACUGCUGCUGCUGCCAUGACUACUGUAACUAUUGUAGUUGCUGCCAAUUGCGGCAGAUGAAGGUGGUAAAUACUUGUAGGAUGGUCCAUGGUAGCCGCUGGAAAGUGGCGCUUCGCGUUUCGGCUUUACUGCGACUCUAAUGCGCGCUUCAGCUUUUGUUGGCGCGGAAGCGUAGGCGUUGAGCGCCAAAAGCACCACAGCGGCGCCGUAGAAAAC